AUGGGUCAGACUGCAGCGAUAGUGUCUUUGACCGUUGUAUUUCUAGUUACCUUCAGAGCAGCAAUCGCAGAAGAAUGCAUUGUUGGAGAUGAAAGUCGUUGGGUACUUGCAAAUCGAGCCAAUGCCAUUGGCAACAAUUAUACGACUGGGGCCGACAGUGUCAUCUUCAAGGUCGGAGACUACGUGGAAUUCAAGUACAAGAAAGAAAAUCACAGUGUGCUUCAGAUGAAUGGACCUGCAAUUCCGGAUUGCAUCACAUCUGACCAUCCAGGUUCAUGGAAAGACUCCAGUACUUCCAUCGAGUUGAACACGAACAGGACGGUGUGGAUCAUCUGCCGAGCUCCUGGUCACUGCGAACACGGACAGAAGUUCAGAGUAACUGUCCUCGCUAGCUCUCUUCCUGUCUCUGACGGACAAACGCAAAUUCCUCGCGCAUCUGGUCCUCAACCUGGAGCUGGGAAGGGCAAUAUCGAGGUCCUCAAACUCUGCUGCCAUCAUCGGGAGUAUCAUUGCACGAGCAUUCUACCUCCUGUAAAUUCGGAUUGA
Molecule: messenger RNA, 546 nt
Organism: Marchantia polymorpha subsp. ruderalis
Lineage: Eukaryota; Viridiplantae; Streptophyta; Marchantiopsida; Marchantiales; Marchantiaceae
Source: the annotation of a GenBank genome assembly